AUAAAACGUUGUAUAUACUAUAAAUGCGGGAUUAAAAGCAACGACUGCCGCCAUAUUGGACAUCAACCACGAGGUUGAUAGAGAAGCGUGUACAAAAGGGAAUUUGUACUAAAUUAAUUAAAUUGUAUAAAAUUAGUUUCAUUAUGUCCCCUAGCCAACCUUUACCACCAAAAGAAAAUGCUCUUUUCAAGAGGAUUUUGAAAUGUUACGAGCAGAAACAAUACAAAAAUGGUCUUAAAUUUGCCAAACAGAUUCUGUCCAAUCCAAAAUUUGCAGAACAUGGAGAAACCCUUGCUAUGAAAGGUCUUACACUUAAUUGUUUAGGAAGAAAAGAAGAAGCUUAUGAAUAUGUCAGAAGAGGUCUUAGAAAUGAUUUAAAAAGUCAUGUCUGUUGGCACGUUUACGGUCUUCUUCAAAGGUCCGACAGAAAAUACGAUGAGGCUAUUAAAUGUUAUCGUAAUGCGCUUAAAUGGGAUAAGGAUAAUAUACAGAUUUUAAGAGAUUUGUCUCUCUUACAAAUUCAGAUGAGGGAUCUAGAAGGUUACAGGGAUACCAGAUAUCAGCUCUUCAUGUUGCGGCCGACACAACGAGCAUCAUGGAUUGGUUUUGCAAUGGCAUAUCAUUUACUAAAAGAUUACGAUAUGGCUUUAAAAAUUCUAGAAGAAUUUCGAAAAACACAAACGAAGCGUGGGUAUGAUUACGAACAUAGUGAAUUACUACUCUAUCAGAACACAGUAUUACAAGAAGCUGGAAAUUUAGAAGAAGCAUUGCUACAUCUAGAAAAAUAUGAAGAUCAAAUUUGUGAUAGGUUAACUAUUAUGGAAACCAAAGCCAAUUUAUUGCUAAAAUUACACAAGUAUCACGAAGCUGAGAAGGUAUUUAGAGAAUUAAUUAAUAGGAAUCCAGAAAAUCAUGCUUAUUAUAAAGGUCUAGAAAAUGCUUUAAGGCCAGAAUUAAUAGAAGAUAGAUUGAAAAUUUAUAGGGAAUAUCAAUUAAAAUAUCCUAGAGCUCAAACUCCUAGAAGAAUUCCUAUUAGUUUUACAAUGGACGAGCAGUUUCGUAGUUUAGUCGAUCAAUACAUGAGGAAAGCAUUACAUAAAGGUGUUCCUCCCUUAUUUGUAGACUUAAGAUCGUUAUAUUCUGAUCCGAAAAAGGUAAGAGGACUUACAUGAAGAAAGACCCGCGUAGUUAAGGUGAAAUAAAUAAAUAUAAAUACAGAUUAGGAUGAAGUAAAAUUUACUGUAAGUGUUUCUCUGUUUAGUCUUGCGAGGCAUCUAAAUGUUUCACAUGACAAGAAACGACUUGUAUAUUUUAUCUAGUAUCAUCCACCCUUUGUAAAUACACCUUUUAUGUGUCAAAAUAAUUGUAAACUGUCAAAUAUUUGAAUAGAAA
Centruroides sculpturatus (bark scorpion) is the source of this 1392-nucleotide messenger RNA. RefSeq names its product N-alpha-acetyltransferase 15, NatA auxiliary subunit-like. The transcript is spliced from 10 exons. NCBI's taxonomy places the organism in Eukaryota, Metazoa, Arthropoda, Arachnida, Scorpiones, Buthidae. The record is from RefSeq and is a predicted model, not a curated record. The coding region runs from base 144 to 1172 and encodes 342 amino acids. Gene Ontology annotation, cellular component: cytoplasm; NatA complex. Gene Ontology annotation, biological process: N-terminal peptidyl-methionine acetylation. Gene Ontology annotation, molecular function: protein binding; protein-N-terminal amino-acid acetyltransferase activity.